Messenger RNA from Bemisia tabaci, 787 nucleotides. RefSeq lists its product as uncharacterized. The record is from RefSeq and is a predicted model, not a curated record. NCBI's taxonomy places the organism in Eukaryota, Metazoa, Arthropoda, Insecta, Hemiptera, Aleyrodidae.
GGGAAGAGGAGUGUAGGAUUCCAGUAUAGUGCAACGAAGUUCCUUUCACGGCGCGGUCGUGAAAGGUAUAGUGAGAAAACGGUUAACUUCAACUUUUUUCAACUGCUAUGUAGUGACAUUAGCCUGAAGAUCCUAUUACUUUUAAAAGUGGACUCAUUGAACAAGGCUGAGAUAACCGGAACUGGAUACAUCUCAAGAUGUUACUGCACUCGCACUUUUGCACCCUCGCGUCUCUCAUCAUACUGUCUCAACAUUUCUUAGUGUCGGGGCUUCAACAACAGCCGCCUGCAGCGGGGGUGGCACAAGGGGCACAGGGGGCCCCGCUUGCCCAAAGGAGGAUUCCGCGGAUAACCACCGGCAUAGAGACGAACCCUUGCAGGGACAACCCUCCGUCGCGAGACGACCAUGAGGCUUGCCAGAGGUUCUGUAACCAAACCUACGGCACAGAUCCGGGCUACCACAAUAACCCUUGGACGAUCGGCAGGUGCAAAGCGAGAGGCAAAUGCAAAUGCACGUUCAACUUCGAGGCCUACGGACACUGGCUCGGGUGUUGGGAUACGAUGUUCACAAGCAAUCCGCGUUCGCUCCAGAGGCUCGUCAACGAUCGCUAUCGCAGACAGACAAGGAGUAGCUCAGUCGUCAGGGGUUUGUGAGCAAAGAGAAGACAAGGAGCAGGAGAUGGUAGCAAUGGUGGGGAUUCAUAAAAAUAUAUUUAGGGAAGCGGUGGUCUUAUCACGGUAUUUUGGAACUUUCGUCAGCGCAAAUUUGUACAAUUUUACACUGAAAA